This is a messenger RNA of Dentiscutata erythropus, 318 nucleotides long. NCBI's taxonomy places the organism in Eukaryota, Fungi, Glomeromycota, Glomeromycetes, Diversisporales, Gigasporaceae. The record is from the annotation of a GenBank genome assembly.
AGUAUAAAAAAAAGUGAUAUUCAACCUGCUUCCGCCAAUGCUAUUACAGUUCUAUCACGUGCCAAAAUACAGCUCACAAUAAAUUUAAACAAUAUUCGUAUUCAAGGGGCGGAUUUAAGCAAUGGAAUUUUUAACAAUUCACAAUUUGUAAGAGCUGAUUUAAACAAUGUGAAUUUUCAAAAUGCAAAACUUCAAAGUGCGAACCUCAAAGGUGCAUCUCUUCAAAGUGCGAAUCUCAAUGGUGCAAAUCUUAAUGGUGCAAAUCUUCGGGAUUCAAAUCUUCAAGAUGCUAAAUGCUCAAAUGACCUGAGCCUAUAG